AUUGUAUCUUUGUAGCCCUGUUGUAUUAGGCGAUCCCUGGCACCUCGCAGAUCCAAAUAUGGCAACCAAAAGUGAAGCCACAUGGAAUUAGCGGGCUGUUUUCCUGUUGCCCACAACGGCUGGCUGGAUUGAUCUGCUAGCCAAACUGGUGCAAGCGACUGGCUGCUGCUAUUUUUACCAACGACCGACCUCAACGCGAACGAAACUACUUGUGUUGGGGUUGCCGCAAAAGGGCCACAGACGUCGCGUCGGUCGCUUUAUUUUUAUUUGUUCGCGGUUAUGGCAGACGACAUUUCGGAGGAUAUUUGCGACGACUGGGAGGAUAUGGUGGAAAAUGGCGUGCUGGAGAAGAAGUUGGAAAGGUUAAAGGUGAAAACAAACUCCGCAAACAGUAACAACGCGAAUCCUCCUGCGAGCGGCGUCGGCGGGGCUGGUGUCGGCGAAGUGGCGGUGAUGCCGCGUGUGCUGCUCGAAGACAGUGUUCGGACGCAGUACACGCCGGCCGUGAAGAUUCUGAAACGACCCCCGGACGCGAUCCGGUCCGGUGGGAGCGUCAACGGCACCGGUUCUGAGAAGUCGCCCAACCGGCAGCCCGUCAAGAGCCUACAGCAGCGCGAAGCAGAGUACGCCGAGGCGAGGCUCCGGAUACUGGGUUCAGCUCGCAGCGAAGAUGACGGCCAGAAAGAAAAGUCGUCCGGUGUAAGUGUCUUGAACCACGUAGUGACUGACCAGCAGCAGGUUCCCAUCCGGCAACCACGAGGCCCCGACCAGGGUUCCAACGGCUUCCAGCAGCCGCGGAGGUAGCCCUGGCUUUGGACGCUGCCGUUAAGAUUCUCCAGCGUGUGACCCUUGCCUCCUCCUAUCACCGGCUUGCUGCUGACAUUGUGUGCGCUUCACCUUUGCUGCUGUUUAUGGACCUUCACAACUUGGGAACCCUGAAAAUGAAGAAAAAAUGAAUGACGCGGUCCUCCUUCUUUUAUGUCUUUUGCUAUCAUUAAUCUUCUCUUUUAUUUUUUUUUCUUUCUUGACACACGUGCAUCGCAAACUUCAUCGUAUCCCCGAGUAGCUUGAGGUAGCGAGAGGUGUCGAUAGUGCAGCAUGGCCGGCAUUGCGCCUUGGUAAUCAAAGCAGGUGUAAGUUACUCAGGUGCCGUUGCUGUAUUAAGCUGCUUCUGCAUGCGAGAUUGGUAGUCAAACCUUCUCGACACUCCUGGUCAGAGAGGCUUAAUGGUGAAAAAUGUUGAAGCAAAUCGUUGUUGCUAUUGAUAAAAGAAUUGUUGAAGAAUGCUGCACAUAUAGUGCAUGGGGCAGCCCUCUGUUUUGCCAGGGCUAGCCAGUGGCACCGAUGGAUGCUGAAUGUCUUCCAAGCAGCCUGCUGUGCUUGCAAUCAGUAGCUGCCAUCCACCGAUGGUGCCGGACUGUGUCGCUGCACACCGCUGUCGUUCUGUAAUGGGGCUGGUGUGGGUUGGGGGCAGGGGCUUUGCGCAUGUAGCUUUCAAAAGAAGAGAAGAAUGUGCUCCGGCUUGACGAAAGUACUUCUCGCAAGCUAACUUUUUUUUUCUUUUCCGUCUCCUGGCGCAAGGCGUUUUUAAACGAGCAAAUGCACAGUUAUUGUAUUUGUUUUUCUUCCCUUCUGCAGGCCACAGCGGCACAUAGUCGUGUGUGGUGGUCGUGUCAACAUCAAUGAAUAUGUCAAAAUUCACGAGCUUUGGAGCAAAAAUUGAUUGCGUCCUGGGGCCUUUCGUAUUAUGUGUUUAUAUGUCAGAUGUUGGUCUGGCUUGCUUGAUUGCAGUAGUCUGUCGGACUGUCAAGCAGUGUCACUUUUCAGAAUGCAAGCUACGAGCGCCUUGUUUCUUUUGCAACCUCCCAUAUUCUUUUCCUUCUUUUUGUCUUCUCAUGUAGUGGUGUAGUCUGUGUGUCUGUAAUGCCUCUCGGUGUUGUUUGGAGCAUAUCAUUUGGUUUGUGUAUUGCUUUUUUUUUUCCUGCCCGUUUCAUUUGAGGGCUGUGAAAAUGAAGUGUUGCAUCAAACUGCGUGCCAGCAGCAUAAUACGUUUGGGUUAUUUGUCGAGGAUUGGUCUUGUAUGGGAGUAGUGCACAGAAGGCGAGAAACGAAAGUCAAGUUGUGGCAAAUACAGAAGCAAGGCAAGGGUGUGUGGAGGCACGAGUUUGAAGCGAUGCCUUUUGCGAUGUUCUUUUUCCCGCGUUUUACACUUCGUCAGUGGUCCGAGCGACACUCUGCCAGCGUGAACGGUGCAUGAUGAAUGUGGUAUAGAAUCAAGUAGAAGGCAUCGCUACAGAAUCGCAGCUCUGCUGUCCUUUGUCUCUUUUGUCUUGAUUGUGCUGCUCUAAUCGGGUGCAUGCCAGCAGUGUGGCCUCCAGUAUUGGUGCUUGCACUUAAUUGGCAUAAUUUUGCCACGGAACAAUACAUGUUGUCAAUAUUGUGUGCAUGCACUUUACGUAAAGCAUUGCAUCCUCUACUUUUCUCUCGGGAGUGCUACGGCAUGCAGAGAUGUAUGUGAAGCUCUUGGCUGGAAGGAACAUAUGGAGAACACUCCACAUGCACAAUUACACGAGAGUACCAUGUCAUGUCGCUACGAAUCUGGUUGCUAAAGGUGGUGCAGACUCUGACCUUAGUGUACGAGCCAUAAUUAUGCCAAUGUUAAAAUGUGAACUGCGGACCGUGGAAGCGAAAGCAUGCACAUUAGUUUGCUCUAAAUUGACACGUUUCGUUCCAUGAGAACUGUAUCGGUUUUGCAGCAUUUAAACAAAAUGCACGCAUCAUUGAUAACGAUUGCAAGGCAAAAUUCUACCCUAAACCGCAUACAGUUUUCAAGGGUGUAAAGGGUCAAAGUACUGCCACAAAGAAAAUGUUAAUGGCAUUAAAUGUCUAAAUGUCUAGCAUAUUUAAAGCCUUUUAACACCAUUAUUUUUUAAUGGAGUGGCUCAUGCAGAUUUUGUAGCUGCAGAGUGUGAAAAACAUGUGAACACGUUGUGAAGAAAAGGACAGGACCCGUGAUGACAGGACAGUGUCAUUCUGUCCUUUCUUCACCUCGUGUCCGCGGCACACCGCUAAUGCCAUUGCAUGCCAUGCAUGAUACCUGCAGUUGGUGCUGAAAGUUAUUUUGGAAUCGUGAUUUUUAAAAGAAGAUCUGUAUACUGAUUAAAAUUGCAAAUGAUAAGUAGUUUUGGGGAGUGUUGAUAUUCUAGAAAGAUUUUUUUUUCUUUCAUCUCCUCCCCCCUGCCCUGGAGGUUGUCACUGCUCUCAGUUUUGCACGGCACAAACAAUGUGUGAAGUUUAGGCACGAAGCACUUGAUGCCAAUAAUUUUGUGUAUAGGCCAGAUGAAAUUGGCAUCCAUCAUUUGCAACUGGUGCAACCGAACAAUGUGCAUCUGGCGAAAACCGAGACCUCUUGUGAUUUUGGUGGUUCUUUUUAUCGGUACCUCUCAGUGAAGGCUUGCCAAUGUCUUGCUUGACGUUUGUCUGUACGCAGACUUGGGUCGCCGCUCCAGGCAUGUGUUGAAGGCCUUUUCACGAUAGUGAAGGGCCAGUGAUGAAUCGAUUGCAGUAUUUACAAACCAGUGUGCAGAUUAAGCAACUGUUUACGCAGGUAAAAUGGCAGCAGUAUGAAGAGUAUGCGAACUGCAAGCAAAAAAAAAAACAAGUUUUGAUCCAAGGAACACCGUCUACUUGUAGCAUUUUAAACUGGUAAUUGAAAACUCCGGUGUAUCUAAACAAUGUAUGAAAUAUUUGUGGUCUUUUGUAUUUUUAAGGCUUAGCCACCUGAUCCAAUUUAUUCAUUUAGACCUUAAAACAAUGCAGCUGAAGCUACCUAGUGAAAAGACAUAUGUAGCCACGAAUUGUCAGCAUAUGUCCAAGUUUGAUGUUGACUCUGCUGUGUAUGUUGACAAGUGCCGCAGACUUGUGCAUGUCGCUGACAUCCUGUAUUGCCUUUGUCACCACACUAAAUGAGGGACAAGUGUUUUUUUUUUUCUUUCUUUCUUUUUUCUUUUUUGUGUUCUUUACGAAAAAUCGAGCUUUUUUUUAAUAUCUUGCAUGUAGUCGAAUUUACAUGGGGAUUGGGGUGCCUACAGAUUGUACAACAUAAUACACAGAAGAUAUAUACAUAUAUAUAUAUAUACACAUAUAUUAUAUACAAUAUACAUAUAUGUAUGGUUACAUGUAUAUGUACAUAUAUACAAAAAUGAAUUUUGUUUCAAGCUGCCUGCCCUUGCGUUGCGUAAAAUAUGUGUAUGUGUACAUAUCCAUAGGUAAGUGUACAUAUUUCUUCUAACAGUUUAUUCUUAGUGGUGGCGUGUGAAAAGAGUGCACAGUGUGUGUUAUUUGUGUGCAUUUUUUGUGAGCAUACCUGCAGAGCAUAGUUGACCCCGCCUCCUUAGCUUUUUUUGGUUGUUUUGCGAGCAUUGUAUUUCAGAAUUACUCUCCCUCCCAUCUUUCUUUUUUCUUAGAUGAAAAAAAAGAAAGGCCUCGUGGUAGGAAAUUCUACUUACAAUCUGCACGCACUAGUGCAAGAUAGUUUUUCAAGCUUUCUUUUAUACCUGCCACUUCUCCCAGUGUUUGGUGGCAGUGCAAGCUUAUUGCACUGAUUGAGCCACAGCUGACGUAGAAGCCCCCAGCCACUGCAAGAACUGCGUAGCCAAGCUUGGCAUGGUCACAAAAAUUGGUGCGGGCAGAUGGGGCCUUGUUACCAUUGAAAACGUGUUCAAUCUGACUGCAGUGCCACGAUGCUAUUGCGUGCCGUGGUAUUUAGACAGACUAAAACAACAUAUUUGUUUAAAGAACAAUGUGCAAGGAUCUGCUGCUCUGCAAUUGCACUGCAUUGAUAGCGUGUUCAGCUCUGCAGAGUUAUUGCACUGUGAUUAAGGGGGAAUGGGCACUGUAAGCUCUGUAAAACUGCGCAUCCCUACUACAUCUUGUCGUGUACAGUGAGGAGAUCAAAGACAUGUUUAUGUGCAAGGUGUUUGUUAUAGAGGAUGUGCACUUGUGUGACAUUUGUAUAAAGGCUUUCUUUUUGCUCACA
Dermacentor silvarum is the source of this 5038-nucleotide messenger RNA. RefSeq names its product SUZ domain-containing protein 1. The record is from RefSeq and is a predicted model, not a curated record. Lineage: Eukaryota; Metazoa; Arthropoda; Arachnida; Ixodida; Ixodidae. The coding region runs from base 280 to 804 and encodes 174 amino acids. The transcript is spliced from 4 exons.